UCCAAAAUUACAGAUCCAAGAAAACAAAAACCCUAAUUUUGUUCUUGGUUCUGAGAAAGAGUAAACAAUGGAGAAGUGUUGGAUUAGGGUUUGGAUCGUCCUCGUAGGUUGUCUGCUUCCAGUUCUUGUCCAAUCCAGAGUUCGACAUUACCAGUUCAAUGUUGUGAUGAAGAACACGACACGUCUGUGCUCCACAAAAAGCAUUGUCACAGUCAAUGGAAAAUUUCCCGGCCCAACUGUUUAUGCCAGGGAAGAUGACAAUUUGCUUAUUAGGGUUAUCAAUCGUGUCAAAUACAAUGUCACAAUCCACUGGCACGGCAUACGGCAGCUCCGCAACGGCUGGGCCGACGGACCGGCUUACAUAACCCAAUGCCCGGUCCAGCCGGGUCACAGCUACGUGUACAAUUUCAACGUGACCGGCCAGCGUGGCACGCUUUGGUGGCACGCGCAUAUCUCGUGGCUACGUGUCACCGUCCACGGCGCGAUUGUUAUACUCCCGAAGCUCGGCGUGGCUUACCCGUUCCCCAAGCCGGACCGGGAAGCCGUCGUUGUGCUCGGCGAGUGGUGGAAAGCCGACACCGAAGCCGUCAUAAAUCAGGCUAUGAAAUCCGGCUUGGCGCCGAACGUGUCCGACGCCCACACUAUAAAUGGCCAUCCGGGCGGCGGCGGAGGCGGCUGCGCCGCCGCCGGCGGUUAUCAGCUCAGCGUUGCGCCGGGUAAAACGUACUUGCUUCGGCUCGUCAACGCUGCGCUCAAUGAAGAGCUGUUUUUCAAAAUCGCGGGACAUAAAUUAACGGUGGUCGAAGUUGACGCCGUUUACGUCAAGCCGUUUAAAACUGACGUCGUCGUUAUCGCGCCGGGGCAGACGACUAACGUCGUCGUCGCGGCGGAUCAGGCCGCCGGAAAAUACAUGGUGGCGGCGUCGACGUUCAUGGACACGCCGGUGGUGGCGAUCGACAACACAACCGCCACCGCGACGCUGCACUACUCCGGAACUCUAUCGAAUUCCCCGACGGCGCCGGUAACAACGCCGCCGCCGAACGCCACCGCCGUCGCGGCCAAGUUCGCGAAUUCUCUCCGCAGCCUGAAUUCCCCAAAAUACCCCGCGAAAGUUCCGGCGACCGUCGACCAUUCUCUGGUCAUCACCGUCGGCUUAGGCGUCAAUCCUUGCCGCACGUGCGCCGCCGGAAACUUCAGCCGCGUCGUCGCCGCCAUGAAUAAUAUCACAUUCGUUAUGCCGGCGACCGCCAUUCUUCAGGCGCACGUGCUCGGAAUCAAUGGAGUUUUCACCGCCGAUUUUCCGGGGAACCCGCCGGUGGCGUACAAUUACACCGGCAAACCGCCGGCGAAUAUCUCGACGAGAAAAGGUACAAAACUGUACCGGCUGCCGUACAACGCCUCCGUUCAGGUCGUCCUUCAGGACACCGGAAUUAUUGCGCCGGAGACCCACCCGAUUCACCUCCAUGGAUUCAAUUUCUUCGUGGUGGGGAAAGGAUUGGGGAAUUUUAACCCUAAAAUUGAUCCACAGAAUUUCAAUUUAAUCGAUCCUGUGGAGAGGAACACCAUUGCCGUCCCCACCGGAGGUUGGGUGGCGCUCCGAUUCCUCGCCGACAAUCCAGGGGUUUGGUUUAUGCAUUGCCAUUUCGAAGUUCAUACGUCGUGGGGACUGAAAAUGGCGUUUUUGGUGGACAAUGGGAAUGGCCCUGGAGAAUCCAUUAUUCCUCCCCCAAAGGAUCUGCCAAAGUGCUGAAUCUAUGCCACAGAUUGUUACCUUUUUGUAUUUUAUUUUGUUUUUUGGUUAUUAUUGUAACCUUUUUUUUUUUUUUUUUAAUACGAGAAUCUUGAAAAUUAAAGUCGAAGCAAAAAAGAAGAACAAAAUUCAAAGCAGAAAAUCAUGUAGUUAAAGAAAGUGAAUUUUUGUCAACCCAAUAAUUAUAUAUAAAGAUUUGAUUGUAACUGUUUCAUCUAUUGAAUGAUAUAUAAUAAUUUUAUAUAUAUAGUUGAGUA
Andrographis paniculata is the source of this 2007-nucleotide messenger RNA. RefSeq names its product laccase-10-like. The coding region runs from base 68 to 1750 and encodes 560 amino acids. NCBI's taxonomy places the organism in Eukaryota, Viridiplantae, Streptophyta, Magnoliopsida, Lamiales, Acanthaceae. The record is from RefSeq and is a predicted model, not a curated record. The transcript has 4 exons. Gene Ontology annotation, cellular component: apoplast. Gene Ontology annotation, biological process: lignin catabolic process. Gene Ontology annotation, molecular function: copper ion binding; hydroquinone:oxygen oxidoreductase activity.